GACAGUCUGUACGAAAAUACGAACAGUUUAACUCGACAGAUCGUUGAAUAAGACUGAAAGUGUCAGUUGAUACGCGAACGCCGGACCAAAAAUUCGGAUAAACAAUAAUUUUAUUAAAAAAAAGUAAAUAUAAAAUUAAUAGUUCAAUAAUAUCAUCUAUUAUUAAUAAACAAAAAUUAAACUAAUUUUUUCACAAAUUUUUCCAUCAUUACUUUUAUAAAUCAAAAAACAAAAAAAAUUAAAUAAAUAAUAAUAAUUAUUAAUUAUUACAGUAAAAUAAUAAUUACUUAAUAAAUAAAAACAAGUGUUUUAAUAAUUAAAUAGUAUUUUCUAAUUUUUAAAUUAAUUUUUUCGCUUAAAUUUUUAAAUCGCGGGUGAUUUUUCAAAAUCAAAUUCAAUCGUCAAUAUUUGAUAUAAUUUAAAUAAUAAUAAUAUUAUGAAUAAAUAAUGACUGCCAACAGUCGGUCAAGUGUCGACACUUGAGGCGGGUCGUGAAUAAUAGUGUUUAAUUUUGGCGCUGCUAUUCGUCGCGCGCCGAUUACAUUUUGCCAUUUGUGGAGCAGUCGGGGACAGCCUCUCGGCCAAAGUUAAGUGGGGCCGUGCCCGCACACAGUUUUUCAUAUUAAAAAAUAAUAAUUUUUUUUUUUUUUCAUUUAAAUUAAUAAAUUUUUAAAUAAUAAUCAUUAUUUGUAUAUUAAUUCAAACAAUUUUCAUAUAUAAAUUAUAAGUAAUUAGUGUGAAUAUUUAUUUUUUUUCUUUUUUUUUUUUUUUUUUUUUGUUUAUCAACAAUAUCAUUAGCUAAAAUAAAAACAAAAUAAAAAAAAUGAGCAUAUCGUUAAUUAGAUGAAUAAAUUGAAUAUAAAAUAUUUGUCGUAGUACUAUUUUAACGUGUUUGGACAGGUGACAGUGAGAUAUCAGGAAUUAAAAAAAGAAAAAAAAAAAAAAUUUUAAUUUUUAACGGGGUGGAAACGCGGCGUGCCUCGUAGUGUAAUUUGAGAAAAAAAAAAACAUAAUAAAUUAUAAAAAUAAUAAAACUAGUCAAAUAAUAAAUAAUUGACAAAAGUACCUUGAUUAAAGCCAAAAUGACGAGUAUAGUGGGAAAUAUAAUCCACGGUUAUCGAGAUUUGAUGGACAACAAAUCUGAUCCAAGAGUCAACAGUUGGGCAAUGAUGAGCAGUCCAAUACCAACAUUAGUAAUAUGUUUGUCAUAUGCAUAUUUUAGUAAAGUCAUUGGACCAAGAAUAAUGGAAAAUCGUAAACCAUUUGAUCUUCGAAGAAUAUUAGUUGUCUACAAUUUGAUACAGACACUAUUUUCCAUGUGGAUUUUUUACGAGUAUUUGAUGAGUGGCUGGGCGAAGGGAUACAGUUUUAGAUGUCAACCAGUUGAUUAUACAAAUAAUCCUUUGGCAAUGAGAAUGGCCAACACUUGUUGGUGGUAUUACUUUAGUAAAUUCACAGAAUUCUUUGAUACAAUUUUCUUUAUCUUGAGAAAAAAAUAUGCACAAGUAUCGACUCUUCAUGUUAUUCAUCAUGGAGUUAUGCCAUUUUCUGUAUGGAUGGGAUUGAAAUUUGCACCAGGUGGUCACAGUACAUUUUUUGCUCUUCUAAACACUUUCGUACAUAUAAUAAUGUAUUUUUAUUAUAUGCUUGCUGCAAUGGGAAGUGAAUAUCAAAAAUAUCUUUGGUGGAAAAAAUAUUUAACUUCAUUUCAAAUGCUUCAAUUUGUCGCAAUAAUGGCACAUCAAUUUCAAUUAUUAUUUAUUGAAUGUGAUUAUCCACGUACUUUUAUGAUAUGGAUUGGUCUUCAUGGUGUUUUAUUUCUUGGUUUAUUUUCUGAUUUUUAUACUGAAAAAUAUGGUAAAGAUGUACGUAGAAAAGGAAAUAAAAAUAAUGGUGCAUGUAUGCCAAUUGAUGAUAGCGAUUCAAAUCCAAAAACAAAUGGUGUUUCAACAUAUACAACAAUUUAUAAUAAAGAAUACAAUAGUUGUUACAGUAAUGGUACAAACAAUGGUUAUGUUGCCAAUAAUAAUACUGAAAAAAAAUUGGCUUAAUUAUAAUUGUUUUAAUAAUUAAUAAAAAAACAUUAUAAAAUGAAAAAAAAAAAAGGCUACUAGCCAAAUUAACGAGAUAAUAAGCCGGGGUAAUAAUAUAUCAAGAUGUCAUACUGGAAAUUGACAAAUUUUUUUUCAUUUUACAUUUAAAAAUUUAUCAUUUCCAGUUAACUUGAUUUAAAUUUCGAUUUUUUUUUUUUCUAAUUAUUAUUUUAUUGGUUUAUUAUUCAAAAACCCGGCUAUUUGAUCAAAUACACUAAAUGUGCGUAUCAUAUUGCUUCAAGCAAUAAUUGAAAAAAAGAAAAAAACGUACUUUCAAAUGAAUAUUUCUUUCUUUUUUUUUUGUCUGACAUAAUCGUUAGGACACAACGCUGUCUUUUGUGAACGAAUGAAUAGUUUAUCUUGUGUUGAAAAAAAAGCAACAAGAAAAUUAAAAAAAAAAAAAGGUAUGACUGUGCACAAGUGUUAAUGAUGUUUUAUUUUUUAUUAUAAUUAUUUUUUUCUAGUGAAUAAGUGAAUUGGAAUGUCAACAUAAUAUUGUGUGAACAUAAAAAAAAAUCGAAACCUUUUUUUUUAUUUUUAUUUCGAUAUAAAAAAAUAGUAUUUAUACUAUCUAGAUAAUUGUAAUAACUUUUGGCGAAUAUUCUCAUCAAUGAAUGCUAGCCAAAUGAAAAAAAAAUAAAUUGAAAAUAAUAAAAAUAACUGAUUAAUUAAAAAAAAUGAAAAUAAUAAAUUUCAUGAAUUAUUUCUUGGACAUUUUUGUCGCUUGUGAAUGAUAAAGAAUAAAAAAUUAUUGUAAAAAAGAUUUAAGAAAUUAUAUAUAUAAAAGUAAAAUGAAAAAAUGCCAUAAAAAAUUGACAGUCUAAAAAUAUCGUGAUUUAUUAUGUAAAUAAAUCAUUCGCAAUGUGAAUGCUUUAAAUAUAUAAAAAAAAAUAUAAAAAAUAAGUGCAAAAAUACAGCACUAAUUCUAAAUGUUUUCUAGGAUUAUUAUAAAAUGGUAGAUUAUCGUACGAAUCGAGGUUGGUCGUAUCAAAAAAAAUAAUUAAAAAUUCAAUUUAAAAAGAAAAAAAAAAACAUUAAAAAUGUAAUUAAAACGCACAAUUGUAAAAUUUUAUUAUAAAAAAACAAGUUAAUAAUAAUUAACAAAGAUUGGAAAGUUAUUUUAAUGUAAAAAAAUAUGAUAAAUAACUGACAAUUUGUAGCUCGUUGUACUUUACAUCACCAUUGUUCCAACUGUGUUCAAAUGCUACGCUUUUCAUCAGAGGCAUUUAAUCAUAAUCUUCGAAAAGAAGACAAUUGAUUUUACUAGGCAGCUAUAAUAAAAAAAAAAAAUUAAAUAAUAAUUAUAAAAAUGAAAGUGAUAGAAAGAAAAAUAAAUGAUUAAUCCGUGCCUCGAUUCGUGGACAAAUUCCUAAAAAAUAUACGAACCAUAAAAAACCUCAUGGAAUAAUUAAAAUAUAAAAUCCGGAUUUACUUAAAUAUAAUGAUCAAUUUAUCUGUUUUUUUUUUUUCUACAAUAUAACUCAGUUUAUACAAUUCAAUUUGUUUUUUUUUACACCAAACAAAUUAAUACUAAUAUCACAAAUUUACGUGUUUUUUUAAAUUAAAUUUUUCAACUCACAAACUUGUUUAAGAAUUGUUUUUGUUUUUUUCCAUCAAUCGAGGAUAUGAGGUUGUCAAAUAAUUGGCUAUUGGCUAACUCGAUUAAAAAUAAUAAAAUAAUUAUUUAAAUUAAUCAUCUUAAACAAGCUUUGAUUGAAUCUUUUUUUUUUUUACCAAUUGUGUGGUUCCAUGUGAAUGUGUGAUAUAAAAAAAAAGAAAAGAAAAUAAGUAAUUUAAAACGAAACGAAAUAAUAAAAAAUAUAUAUAUGUUUUUGCUUUGCAAGUGGAUUAAUAUGAUGGCUUUUACUUUUAAACUAUCAACGUUAGAUAAAAACAUAAAAAAUAUCCAGAUAGCUAAAUUGUUGUCAACAGAAAUUAUACUAUUUCUAUUUUUUAUUAUUCAUAUUAUUUAUUUAUUUUUUGAUUUUUUUUGUUGUUUGCUUUUUUGUGAUUGUUGUGUAUUUCCAGAGUAUUUAUGGUACAAACUUACGACUCGUUGUGACGAAGCCAAGCCGCCGAAAUAUGAAAAAUAAAAACGAAUAAUUAUCAAAAUUGUAAUAUCCAAUAUACACAAUUAUUAUUAUCAAUAAAAAACGAGCUAAUUUUUAAAAUAUCACUACUUUUUUGAAGAUUAAAUGAAAAUAUUAUUAAUUAAAACAAAAAUGUAUACAAAGUCGAUAUGAAUUAUUGAUUGUUUUAUUAAUAAAAAUUUUGUUGAUAUUAUUUUGGAGAAAAUUUUAUAUAAAUAUAUAUAUAUUUAUCGAGAUAAUAAUGUACUCGAGGGACCAAUGAUUAACUCGAGGAUAUUCCCAAACAUGAAAGUAUAACAUUUUUUUUUUUUUGUAGCUCUAUUUUUUUUUAAAUAUUGUAUAUUUAUUUUUAAUUCACGAUGUGCAAAUAGAUGGCAAGCCUUUGACCUCGUUGAACAAAAAAAACAAAGC
Molecule: messenger RNA, 4594 nt
Organism: Aphidius gifuensis
Lineage: Eukaryota; Metazoa; Arthropoda; Insecta; Hymenoptera; Braconidae
Product: elongation of very long chain fatty acids protein AAEL008004-like
Exons: 6
Coding region: 1083-2051 (322 amino acids)
Biological process (GO): fatty acid elongation, polyunsaturated fatty acid; fatty acid elongation, monounsaturated fatty acid; very long-chain fatty acid biosynthetic process
Cellular component (GO): endoplasmic reticulum membrane
Molecular function (GO): fatty acid elongase activity
Source: RefSeq, a predicted model, not a curated record